AUGAUUAAUCACAAAAUUAAGCACUACCCAAUGAAUUCACAGCCUGUCCCAAGACCAGAGGAUUUUAUUAGUCCAUAUUUUGUGGAAUUUUUGGAAUUUAUUUCACGCAUAUAUUUAGAUUGAAAUGAAAAAUACGAGCCAAGAAGGUUUCUCAGAAAAACAAAAUCAAUUUCUAAGCAAGCUUUUCCCAUAAAUUAUGAUUAUAUUAAUUGGAUGGCAUUUUGAAGAGGAAUAUCGUAUCUCUAUAGGAUGAGUUUAAAAAAAUCACUGCCAUUUCUAAAAUCUAGCGAAAUUUAUUUUCAAAAUACUGAUCAAUUAUCAUAUUUAGCUCUUUCUGAGUAUCUAUUAGGAUAUUUGCAAAUGGUAAAAAUAAAAACUGAAAAAGGCCGUUCUUAUUUAAAAAAAAGCAAGAAAAUAUGUAAAGACCUAGGAAUUUGAUCUUUACUGGAUAAAAUUUAUUUUAUUCUUGGGUAUGUCGCUAUGUUUCAAUUCGUUUUUGACAUUGCAGGAAAAUAUUUGAAAAAGGGCAAACUGAUAUCAAAAGGAUCUGGAAAGCAUUAUGAUAUUGCUCUCUUAAAGCUAGAUAUUUGAAAAGGUAAUUUGGUAAGUCCAUUUGAUUAUGUUGAAAAAAUUAAAGGAGGUUUGGAUAUUUUCCCUGUUCAAAAUCGAUUACUAGGAUGACUGUAUGCAGAAAUGGGAUGCAUAUACUUUUUUCUGGGAUCUUUCAAUCAGGCUAAGAUAAGGAUCCCCCCCUCAUUUGUCCAAUUUUCUAGUCUUUUUUUUCUAACUCCCCCCCCCCCUCCGUGAGCGAACAAAACCAUUAGAAAAAUCGCCAUUUUUUGACCAAAAACCCACCCUCCGUGAGUGAACAAAAAUUUUUUUAAUAUAAUGGAAAAAAAUUUUGAUAUAUAAGUGAUAAUUAGUAUAAUGAAAUCUAGAGCUAAUUCUGUUUAAUUUUAAACAAAUUGCGUUUUAAAACAUAAAUUUUGCAAAUUAAAUUAAUAUUUGCUUCCCAAUUUUUGCAAAUUAGGAUUUUUUUAAAUUUCGAAAAAAAUAUUUUUUAUAAAAUUUUAUAUAUAAAUUUUUUUUAAAAAAAAAAUUAACCCCCCUCCGUGAGCGAACAAAAUUUUUUUGUUCGCUCACGGAGGGGGGGGGGGAGUAAGAAAAAAAAAAUUUUCAGGACCUCAUUUGUCCAAAAAUCUAGUCAAAAAUGAUUUGUCCUAUUUUCUAGUCUUUUUUGGAUUUUUUCGAAUGUCCUAAAUUUUAGUUUUUUACUUUAAAAAACUAGAAAAUGAGACAAUUGAGAUCCUGAAAAUUUUUUUUUUACUAUCAAAAUUUUUGACUAGAAAAUUGGACAAAUGAGGUCCUAACUCCCCCCCCCCCCCUCCGUGAGCGAACAAAAAAAUUUUGUUCGCUCACGGAGGGGGGUUAAUUUUUUUUUUUUUAAAAAAAAUUUAUAUAUAAAUUUUAUAAAAAAUAUUUUUUUCGAAAUUUAAAAAAAAUCCUAAUUUGCAAAAAUUGGGAAGCAAAUAUUAAUUUAAUUUGCAAAAUUUAUGUUUUAAAAACGCAAUUUGUUUAAAAUUAAACAGAAUUAGCUCUAGAUUUCAUUAUACUAAUUAUCACUUAUAUAUCAAAAUUUUUUUCCAUUAAAAUUUUUUCUAUUAAAAAAAUUUUUGUUCACUCACGGAGGGUGGGUUUUUGGUCAAAAAAUGGCGAUUUUUCUAAUGGUUUUGUUCGCUCACGGAGGGGGGGGGGGGAGUAAACAAAUUUUUUUUCCUAUAAAAAAAAACUAGAAAAAUGGACAAAUGAGAAAAAAGACUAGAAAAUUGGACAAAUGAGGGGGGGAUCCUUUAUAUUUUGAUAAAGUCAAACUCACAACACUAAAAUCAUCUGAUGUGAUUAGCUUCAUAGCUAUCGCAGUGUCAGCGAUGAUAUAUUAUUCAUACAAUUUGAAACAAAAGAAGUUGAAGAGGUCCUAG
This is a messenger RNA of Blepharisma stoltei, 1979 nucleotides long. The record is from the annotation of a GenBank genome assembly. NCBI's taxonomy places the organism in Eukaryota, Ciliophora, Heterotrichea, Heterotrichida, Blepharismidae.